Molecule: messenger RNA, 1851 nt
Organism: Mercurialis annua (annual mercury)
Lineage: Eukaryota; Viridiplantae; Streptophyta; Magnoliopsida; Malpighiales; Euphorbiaceae
Exons: 1
Coding region: 323-1732 (469 amino acids)
Molecular function (GO): protein binding
Source: RefSeq, a predicted model, not a curated record
AUGCGCAUGAUAAUCACGUGAGGAUAGGCUCUCAACUCUAAAGCAUGUCUGCUUCAUCUUCUACAAUUCCUUGGCAUCUGUAAACCUAACAUACGAUACGAUACGAUACGAUACAAUUUCAUUGAUUUCCUACUCUGGUAAUCGAAUUUCCAAAUUUCCAAUUCAAUUCACACAAUUCAUCAUCUCAUCUCAAAAGGGUAUUCUUCAAUUUCCCCUCUUGUCAUCAAAAUUUUAUCUCCUCCUCCCCUUUUCACUUCUUGUUCAUUUUAUUUAUAUUUACUCUUAAAACUUUUCUUAUGGCUUUAACUUAAAUUUCUAUGCAAUGGGUCAUUUAAAUAGUAGCAAUAUUAGACACCCAGAUUGGGAAAAUGCAUUAUUUAGCUAUCAAAAUGUUAUAUUUUCAGGUACUGAGUCAAUGAAAGUAAAACUCACAUUAAAGUUAGCCCAUUUAUCAAAAAAUGCACCUGAUCAUGUGUUAAUACAAACAAUCCCAAUUCCUGCUAAACUUCUUGUUAAUACUAGUGAUAGUUUAGAUAAUUCAAUUCAAGAAGCAGCUGCUUAUUGUUUAAAGUGUAUUGCUUGUCAAAAAGAUGGUGUUUUUGCAUCAGUCAUAGGCCAAUCUGGUGUUGUAGAGUCUGUAUUAGCCUUGUUGCCUCAAUCUAGUAAUAGUUUUAGAAGAAUCUUGAUUAAAUUUCUUCAGUGUCUUGUUAAUUUUAAUGAUGUUAAUCGUUUGAUUGUUGUUCGAAAUGGCGGGUUGGAAAUUAUUGUUAGUUUGUUGAACUCGUGUAGUUCUAGUGACGCGAAUAAGGUUUAUUUGUUGGAGAUUUUGAGUGCAUUGGCAUUGUUGAGAGAGGUUAGGAAGGUGAUUAUUCGAUUAGGAGGGCUUAAGUUUCUUGUUGAAGCGAUUAAAUGUGGAAGUAUGGUGUCGAGAGAGAGAGCUUGUCAAGCGGUAGGAUUACUCGGCGUUUCAGGGCGUGCUCGGUCUUUGAUUGUUGCAUUGGGAGCAAUACCUUUGCUUGUUGAGUUACUUCGCGAGAGAGAUGGGAAAACAAAACUUGUUGCUGGUAAUUCGUUAGGUGUGAUAUCGGCUCAUGUAGAUUUUAUUAGACCGGUCGCUGAAGCUGGGGCUAUACCUCUAUAUGCCGAGCUUCUUCAAGGACCUGAUCCUAUCGGCAAGGAGAUUGCAGAGGAUGCGUUUUGUAUAUUAGCUGUUGCCGAAGUGAAUGCAGUUGCUAUUGCUGAGCAUUUGGUGAGAAUUUUACGAGAAGGCGAUGAUGAAUCAAAAAUUGCAGCUGCUGAUGUUUUCUGGGAUCUAGCAGGUUAUAAGCACUCGGUUUCCGUCGUUAGAAACUCGGGUGCAAUUCCUGUCUUGGUUGAGCUUUUAAGAGACGGGAAUGAUGAAGCUAGGGAAAAAGUAUCGGGAGCCGUAGCUCAGCUGAGUUAUAACGAGGCUGAUCGAGCAGUACUCGCUGAUGCGGGAGCAAUUCCGAUUCUGAUUGAAUUAUUGGUUGAUGAGUUGGAGGAAGUGAAGGAGAAUGCUGCUGAGGCACUUGUUAAUUUUGCUGAAGAUCCUGGGCAACGUGCUGUCAUAUCGGAAGCAGUUGGCGUUCCUUCAUUCGACAGUAUGCAAAACAGAAUGAUUCAACUUCGAGUUUCCGAUGAGCAUAUGGUUAGAUCGCUGCGAAGGAUGAGUGUUGGGCAGCUUACAUGGGACUCAAAUUUUGCAUUAUAAGUAGAAUGGUCUUACAUAGUUGGCUUUUUCUAUUAUCAAGUUUCUUCUGUUAUUGGCAUUAUAGAACUUUAUACACAAUGUUGAAUACUGAGAAUAAAUUUUAUACACAGUUUUGAAAA